Molecule: messenger RNA, 879 nt
Organism: Thlaspi arvense
Lineage: Eukaryota; Viridiplantae; Streptophyta; Magnoliopsida; Brassicales; Brassicaceae
Source: the annotation of a GenBank genome assembly
CUUUUUCCUUCGCUUCUUUUCGUUUGUUGUAACUUGUAAAUCUAAUUUUUCAAAUUAAUUUGAAAACUGAGAUUCUGGCUCCUCAGAUUUGCGUAAUACGAGCAGGAAAUUUCUGAUUAGAAUUCCCAUUUUGCCCUUUGCUUUCUGUAAGAGAGUCAAAUUGUUCUCUCUAACAAACAACAUUUCUCAAUUAUAAUUACAGUUAAAUCCCCAAAAUAACUUUAAAAGUACUGAGACGGAAGAGAGGUUUCUCUGUUUGGGUUUUUUAAUUUCACGCCGCCGCAUCGCAUCGCAUCGCCUCGCCGUCGCACUUUCAUUUUCAGGAAAUGGCGAACAAGAUUGCGAUGCUUCUCUCGGAAGCGAUGAACAACAAUGCUGUAAUAAACACGUGUCUUGGAGUAUCGUUUGUGGUUUUGGGGUUGAGAUCUGAUAAACAGCAAAAGUAUGUGGAGGCCUUAACGGAGCAGAAGGAAUCGCUUCUCAAGUCUAAUAAGGAAAUGAAAGUCACAAUGUGGGAGUGGAAACAGCAACUCUUCGCUGAAGCAGCAGCCUCUUCUGGUGUGGUUGUUCCUCUGUCCACGCUUAAGGCCAUCUAUGGAGAGGUCACCACAACCACUCAACCUGGUGACACAGUCAGGGAAGAGUCUAACGUUUCUAUCCCCAGGAUCAUGGUUUGAUAGGUUGUUAAAUUUGUCAGUAGGUUCGUUUCAGAGUCCUCUCACUUGAUAAAUUGUAUUCCUUUGAGAGCUUCUCAUAUACUGUACGACGUGGUUAUAAAUAUAUUUCCAGCAUUACACGAUAAUUUAUAUAAUUUCUGGCAAGGAACUUGGAUCUGUUUUGUUUUUUUGUUUUUUUUUUUUUUGAACUAAUGAACGGGAG